AGCAAACCCUGACCACUUCGAUACGUUGCUUUCUGAAGCGACUCGAUUGCGGUCAUGUUCUGCUGCUGCGCAACAGAGACUGAGGACAAGCAGCUGGAUGUGGGCGCCAGCCGCCCUCCCAUCGUGGAAGUCCAGAAGACAUUCGCCAAUGAGGACGAGGGGCCCAUCUUCACAGCUUCCCUGAGCCGCGGCGGCGAGCGGCUCCUGGGCAUCUCCGUUGAUCGCUCUGACACCAACUGUGUUGUCGUCCGCGAUGUCACUGGAGGGGCAGCAGGAUCGUGGAACACGCAAAUGCCGCACAAACAGAUUCGCACCUUCGAUCAGGUUCUCGAGGUGAACGGCGAUACGGUGAACGGCGACGACAUCGCGCGGAAGUUGGAGAAUGAAUCCCAGGAGAUUGUGAUCAAGUUCCGGCGUCCGGAGGAACGGAAGGUGAUACUGGAAAAGCCAGGGCGCUUGGGCAUUGAUGUCAACUACCGCAAGACAUCUGUGAAGCCUUGGGUUGCGAGCAUUAGCCCUGGCCUUGUGGCUGACUGGAACAAGGAGAACCCGGACCUGGCCGUUCUUCCGCACGAUCGCAUCGUUGCGGUGAACGAUGUGUCAGGCAACAUUGAUAUGAUCUUAGAGAAACUACGAAGCCCAGACAAGAGACUGGUCCUCACAUGUAUGCACUACGAGGUCAUGUGAGCACAUCGCGAUGUGAUGAGAGGGCU
This is a messenger RNA of Cladocopium goreaui, 713 nucleotides long. NCBI's taxonomy places the organism in Eukaryota, Dinophyceae, Suessiales, Symbiodiniaceae. The record is from the annotation of a GenBank genome assembly.